AAUAAAUAAUUAAAAACCAUUAUUGUAAGGAUCUGUGAUCCCGCCAUAUGUAGCUCAGUCACAGUGGUGUUCAUUUAUCCUUCCAUAAAACAUGGGUUAAAAAAAGGCAAUUAAAAGCAAGAUUACAGUCCUGUCCUUUCUGGCAAUGGCUGAUCAUGUUGAAAUUUGGGGUUGUGUGUUGCUCCCUGCCCAGCACAGCAUUGUUAGUUUUACUUCCCCAUGUUUGGUUGGAAGUUGUCAGAGGUCAGAGAUCAUGUUGAAGACCCAAAUACCGGUAUUUGUCACAGUGUACAUCCAGACUUGGUUUUUUUUAAUGGUGAGAGAUUAAAGCAGCACACCUAUUCCCACUCCCUCCCAAAACCAAGGUGGUUUUCUCAGCAGCAAGGGAUUUCCUAGUCUUCUCCGCUACUCUGCAUGUUGUAGAGACUUUGUACAGCCCUGAUUUCAUUUGCUUGGGGGACAUGGAACAAGUAAAAGUGGUGUUUCCUAAGUAGUAACCUUGCACUAACAGCUGAGAAAGGUAAAUAAAUGAAUUUGAUGCUAAACAUUCAAUUCAAAAAUACUGUGUGUAUAGUUAAGUAAGAAAUCGAAUGGCAAUGACUGAAAUACAGAAUUUGGCAUUUAGUGUUUACAUGGCAGUGGGGUUAGAGAGAGGCUAUUGACUGAGAGCAGUGUGAUGUGACGUGAAUGGCAAAAGGCGGGUUGCUGAGGGACGCAGAGCUGCAGAACAGGAUAUUCCACAUCUACCAGGCAGAGGUUGAUCUGGAAGAAAGCCAGAAGUGGUUUGUGAAAGCAACAAUAGCUUAAGGUGGUCUUGCAGAAAGGCAGAAGACUAAGGAUGUUAUUAACACCAGUGAAGGCUCCUUUGCUGUUUAACGUUGGGUACUAGAACAGCAAGAUAAUAAACUUGCCAUGCCACGUCUACUGUGCCUCAUUUGCAGUAAUAAAUAUUCAGAGCAACUUCCUCAAACUAAAAAUGUUGCAGGAGCUUUCCGUUCAGAUCAUGGGAGCAUUUCGAUGAUCCAGCACAACAGUAACUAGGAAAUUAGAGGGAAAUGUCUUCGAAAACAAGGUUGGUUGUGAAAGAAGUAGCUCCCGGGGAUGUUAAUGCGCCAAUAUGCUGCUCUGCUCGCCUCAGCUUAGCGGUCUGGGCCUUCUUGGGAUUCUUUCUCUUAUAUGCACUUCGUGUCAAUUUAAGUGUUGCCCUGGUGGACAUGGUAGAAUCAAAUGCAAGCUUGACCAAAAAUACUUCUUCAAAUGUGUGCAAAGAACAUUCUUCUACCCCAGUUGUUCCUCGUAACACUACGGGGAAAAAGUAUCCAUGGGAUGCAAAUACUCAAGGCUGGAUCCUUGGUUCCUUCUUCUAUGGCUACAUCAUUACACAGGUUCCUGGUGGAUAUCUUGCCCGCCAGUUUGGUGGAAAGAAGCUGUUGGGGUUUGGCAUCCUGGGCACUGCCAUUUUCACCUUGUUCACACCUUUGGCAGCAGAUUUGGGAGUCGGGUACCUCAUAGCUGUCAGAGCUUUGGAAGGCCUGGGUGAGGGUGUCACAUUUCCUGCCAUGCAUGCCAUGUGGUCCUGUUGGGCUCCUCCACUGGAACGCAGUAAACUUCUUAGUAUUUCAUAUGCAGGUGCGCAGCUAGGAACUGUUGUGUCUCUUCCAUUGUCUGGCUUGAUCUGUUUUUAUAUGAAUUGGAUUUAUGUGUUCUACAUAUUUGGUGCCCUAGGUGUGCUGUGGUUCAUCUUCUGGAUGUUGAUAGUUAGCGACACACCAGAAACACACAAGAGAAUUUCUCAUGCAGAAAAGGAAUACAUCCUCUCCUCCCUUACAGAUCAGCUUUCUACUCAGAAAUCCAUCCCUUGGGGAGCCAUACUCACGUCACUUCCACUCUGGGCUAUCGUCGUAGCACACUUUUCUUAUAACUGGACUUUCUACACACUCCUUACCCUAUUGCCUACUUACAUGAAGGAAAUUCUGAGGUUUGAUGUGCAGGAGAAUGGAUUUUUAUCUGCACUGCCUUAUUUUGGCUGCUGGAUUUGUAUCAUUCUAUCUGGUCAAUUCGCUGAUUAUUUGCGGGAAAAGCAAAACAUGCCCACCGUAUGUGUUCGCAAAACAUUUACCCUGAUAGUAGUAACAAGAGCAUUCCUGCGCAACUUGUGUUCCAUAAUACCAAAUGCAGCUCCUCAACUCAGCCUUGUAUGGUGGCCCACCAAGGACUUUAUAAACACUUCACUUUUGCUGCUUUUGCUCUCAGUAAAUGGAAUGAUUGGACCUGCGGUUUUCCUUGUAGCAGCUGGAUUCAUAGGCUGCGAUUAUGAAAUGGCUGUUGCAUUUGUAACCAUAUCCACAACACUAGGGGGUUUUUCUACAUCUGGAUACAGCAUCAACCACCUCGAUAUUGCACCAUCAUAUGCUGGCAUCCUCCUUGGGAUUACAAAUUCAUUUGGCACUAUCCCAGGAAUGGUGGGACCACUUGUUGCUAAAAGCCUAACUCAUAGUAAUACUGUGGGAGAAUGGCAGACUGUCUUCUAUAUCGCCGCUGCCAUUAACUUAUUUGGAGCCAUCUUCUUUGCAUUAUUCAGCAGCGGAGAAGUUCAAGACUGGGCACUCAAUGGCUACCACUUGCAUAGGAACUGAAGGAACCCUGGGGUUAAUCACCGCCACACAUUGCAAUCAUGUGACCUGGAACGCCUUUCACAUGACGUCUGCAAAGCCUAUUGUGACCCUUUCUUGUUGCAGCUGGAAAAUAUUUCACAUUUCAAUAUGCUCAUUCUGUAAGAAGAAUGUGGGAUCCAGUCUUACACAAUUGAUUGGUGUCAGAUACCUAUGACACAUUCUAAUCAAUGUAUCAACUUUUUAAAAACGUGCCUGAAUUAAAUAUUAGUUGGAGGGGGUGUAACACAGAAAAAUAUGAGAUUUUGUGGGUUAAGGUAAUUUUAGGUAAGGGUUGUUAGAAUUAUUGCUGGUUUUAGCUGUAUUUAUUUAUCUUGUAUGAUUAAUCCAAAAAGUAAUGAAAAUUAAAAACAGGGAAUUAAUCCUUGGGCCCUCUUAAAGUAUGUAUUUGUCAGCAUGUGUCCACUGUGACAGGAAUGGGGAACCUCUAGCUUUCCAGAUGUAACUGGACUACAGCUCCCAUCCUCCUCCACCAUUGGCCACUAUGAGAACAGAAUGCUGGGCCUAGAUGGGAAGUAGGCCGAAUCCAGCAGGCUCUUCCUAUGUUCCCUGUGCUGUGUGGUUUCACCAGACCUGUGAAGCACAAACACUGCUACAUCAUGGAGGAAAAUAAGCCCACAGUCUUCUACUAUAUGGAGAAAUUCAGCAAUGAUGUUGAUUUGAAGGAAAGGUUUCUCUUUCCCCUCCUUUUUUCCUCUCACUGUCCUAAUACUCAUUUUGAGCAACAAACCACAAUUAUCCAGGCAGAAUAAGACCAAGUGGCAGCAGGAUCAUACUAAAAGUUGGUUGCAAAAUAUGUACCAACGCAAUCCUGUGCAUAUAUACUUGGAAGUCCCCCUGAGGCUUCAGUGGGACUUAUUCCCAGGUAAGUGAGUACAAGAUUGCAGCCGAAUUGACUAUUAGGUUUCUGAAUGAAUAAACCUGAAGGUUAAACUAUCUGCAUAGGCUCUCUUCAGGGAUUGGGUGUGCCCAUGUAACUGAUUCAGAAUCCUACAGCCCUCAGCCAGUCGUUGACGUCUGUCAGUUCACAUUGCAGAUAAGGCCUGUGUCAGCUUAUUUUGUCACAAUGAGACCCAGAAUACUAGUAAGGGGUUGGCCCACAUUGCAGUGCACCUUCUUUUUCAGAUGAUCUCUCCCUAACUUCAUAUUUGAUGCUAGCAUGCCAAACUGGAAAUGGAGGGAAUAUCCAUGCACAGAACCACCUAAGAGAUACAAGGAAGAAGAAGAAGAAAAAACUUUUUAGAAUAGGUUUUGGGAUUCUUCCCGUACCCGUGCUGAUUUUUUUUUAUUUUUUAAAAACCCAACAAUUAUUGAAGAGCAGCAUUGGGGUUUCUCCACUACUGCUGUGGUUCGAAAAGCCAUGCCACACCCUGGUCAGAAGACAGCCUCCAGAAGUAGGGCUGAGGUUUCAUGUCUACACACUAAGCGUAAGUGCCAUUGAGUCCACUCUGGGACAUAAUUCUGAAGAGCUCUGCCUUGUACGAUGGAAAUGUGAACUUCCGUAGCACUGAAUGUGCAGUUGUGCGUGGGAAUGACAUGGUGGGCUAGGCAGCUGAGGCUUUGGCCUCGAUAUAGAGUACUAGGACACAACAGGCUAAAUGGUCCUCUUUUGGAUCAUUCCAGGUGUAAAGCAAGCCAAAGGGGGACACACUUUGGUGUUCCUUCCACCAACCCAAAGGGAAACCUGAUACACCUCCCACACGCUGCUCCAGUGGAGCCCAGCUGACUUCAUUUCUGAGAAAUGACAGGUUACUUUUGUUAGCCAGCUUUACAUACAUUUUAAUUUGCAUUGAAAUGUUAUAAUGACGUCUUGUCAGCUGUGUUAUAUUUUGCAACUUUCAGUGUAAUAAACAGUGUGGGCAUUUUG
Messenger RNA from Podarcis muralis (Common wall lizard), 4539 nucleotides. Lineage: Eukaryota; Metazoa; Chordata; Lepidosauria; Squamata; Lacertidae. The record is from RefSeq and is a predicted model, not a curated record.